CCUGCGCCCGCCCUCGACCCCGCGGUUCCUAGGGCAUUGGCCGCGCCGCUGGGGGAUCCCUCCGGGCUCAAGUUGCAAGGGGGCGGGCCCGGGCCGGAGGUGGAGUCUCCCGCCAAUUGAAGGCUAUAAAUCGAGCUCUCGGCACGGCCAGAACCCAGAUGCCUCGCCAGGCCGCCUCGCGGCUGGUGGUCGGGGAAGGCGACAGGGCCCAGGGGGCGUCGGGGCCUGCGGCCACCAUGCUCCGCUCCCUGCUGCUUCACUCCCUGCGGCUCUGCGCCCAGACCGCCUCGUGCCUCGUGCUCUUCCCGCGCUUCCUGGGCACGGCUUUCAUGCUGUGGCUCCUCGACUUCCUGUGCAUCCGCAAGCACAUCCUGGGCCGCCGCCGCCGCCGGGGGCAGCCCGAGCCCGAGGUGGAGCUCAACAGCGACGGCGAGGAGGUGUCCCCCGAUGACCCGCCCAUCUGCGUGUCGGACGACAACCGCCUGUGCACGCUGGCGUCGCUCCGGGCCGUGUGGCACGGCCAGCAGCUGGAUUUCUUCAAGCAGGCGCACGAGGGCGGCCCGGCGCCCAACUCCGAGGUGGUUCUGCCCGACGGCUUCCAGAGCCAGCGCAUCCUCGACUACGCCCAGGGGAACCGCCCGUUGGUGCUCAACUUCGGCAGCUGCACCUGACCGCCGUUCAUGGCGCGCAUGAGCGCCUUCCGACGCCUGGUCGCCAAGUACCAGCGCGACGUCGACUUCCUCAUCAUCUACAUUGAGGAGGCGCACCCCUCCGACGGCUGGGUCACCACUGACUCCCCCUACGUCAUCCCGCAGCACCGCAGCCUGGAGGACCGGGUCAGGGCGGCCAGGGUGCUGCAGCAAGGCGCGCCGGGCUGCGCCCUGGUGCUGGACACCAUGGCCAACUCCAGCAGCUCGGCCUACGGCGCCUACUUCGAGCGCCUCUACGUCAUCCAGAGUGGCACCAUCAUGUACCAGGGCGGCCGAGGCCCCGACGGCUACCAGGUCUCGGAGCUGCGCGCUUGGCUGCGGCGCUACGACCAGCAGCUGCGUGGCGCCCGGCCCCGGCGGGUGUAAGCGACCGAGGGACAACUGGCCGGACGGGGCGGGCUGGGCCUCGGAGCCGUCGAGGCUCACGGGCAAGCGCCAGAGGAACUUGAGCUUGGCGAGGCCCCAGUGACCCGGAGGGACUGAGACUGCGCCCUCGGCCAAGGGAAGCCCCGGUUCCCUGGGGCUGCUGCUGUGGCUGCCUCUCACCGGUACCUGCUGGCUCGCUCAAAUCCCCCUCCCCCGGCUGGGAGCGCAGAGGCGGCGCGCACCCCCGCCCGCGUGCGUGCCCCGGGCACUCGCCCGCACAGCACCGUCUCGUGCCAGCUCCGCGGCGCGCCUUCAGCCACGCGCGGGGCCCCGCGGUGCUCGCAGCGCCGAGACCUUGGUCGCGCCCGCGCGCAGCUGGGUUCCGGCAGCGCUCUCUCGGCAGUUGCCUGGCAUCCACCUGUCGCUCUCGGAGAAGGGGAGUCCUGCUGCUUUUGUGUCUGUUUCUUGUCCCUGAUUGGAGGGGGGAGGGACAGAGGAAGGAGAAGGGUGGGCAGGGUAGUGUCCCCCGUUUGCUUGGGGUGAGCGCGAGCCCCACUGCUGAUGACGAGCCGCCUCUAACUGGUUUCCGCCACGAGCCGGUUCUGAUUUGCAGGGGGCUUGAAGCAAUGCCCGAAGCGAGAGGGGGAGACUGCCCUGGGUUUCCGGGAGGGGGCGUAGGGAGUGGGAGGUACGGGGUGGGGGGAGAUGGCUGGAGAGGCACUCGGGAGGCUUGCUGCGCCGGGGGGAGAGGGACUCCCGGGGAGCAGGCUUUGGGUGGUGGGGUCUGGGGCAAGGGAGAUUUGGGGGGGAAGCCUGGGGCCCCCGGAGUUGAGGAGACUGCCCGGCCGAGCUGCUGGCUGCGGGGCCGGGGGGCCGAGGGUCCCAGAUUCAAAGGCCAUUUGGUGAGCUUCGGGCUGGAGACAUUCCCGUGUAUAAACUUCUUAGGGGCUACAACAAUAAAGGCUUGAAGUAAACUGCUUUC
Messenger RNA from Oryctolagus cuniculus (rabbit), 2058 nucleotides. RefSeq names its product iodothyronine deiodinase 3 (gene DIO3). Gene Ontology annotation, biological process: thyroid hormone metabolic process. Gene Ontology annotation, molecular function: thyroxine 5'-deiodinase activity. The record is from RefSeq and is a predicted model, not a curated record. NCBI's taxonomy places the organism in Eukaryota, Metazoa, Chordata, Mammalia, Lagomorpha, Leporidae.